Messenger RNA from Phragmites australis (common reed), 481 nucleotides. RefSeq names its product mitogen-activated protein kinase kinase 9-like. Gene Ontology annotation, biological process: protein phosphorylation. NCBI's taxonomy places the organism in Eukaryota, Viridiplantae, Streptophyta, Magnoliopsida, Poales, Poaceae. Gene Ontology annotation, molecular function: ATP binding; protein kinase activity. The transcript has a single exon. The coding region runs from base 98 to 403 and encodes 101 amino acids. The record is from RefSeq and is a predicted model, not a curated record.
UUGCAGCGUGUCCAGGAUCCUCUACGGCAGCUUUGGCGAGCACGUCCCGGUCUCCGUCGCCGUAGGCUCUCUCCCUUUCUUGAGCCCGUGCGGCGCCAUGGCUGCUGACGUCUGGGCCUCCGGCGUCACCGUCCUAGAGCUGUUCCUGGGGCGCAACCUCGUCUUGCCUGCAGGGGAGACACAGUCGUACACGAGGCUGCGACAGGCGAUCUGCGACGGGGAGCCGCCGUUGGUGCCGGAGAGCGCGGCGGCAUCGGCGGAGCUGCGUGAGUUCGUGGCUGCCUGCCUGAAGAAGGAUCCGAGGCGGCGCAGCUGCUCGCGCACCCGUUCGUCGCGCACCGCAACGUCGAGGAGCUGCACCCGCGCGUUACGGGAACUCAUCGUGGAGACCCUGGAGGAGUAGAAGUAGAGAAGCAGCACCCUUUUCAAUCGAAUUGUCUAAUGUAAUUAGAUUCUUUAGAGGGUAUGAGAUUGUAUUAUA